AUGGCUCAUUCUAAGCUUAUAGCAGCUGCAUUGUUGAUUUUACUCAUUGUUGAUCUUGCAUUUUGUGCAAGAUUAGGAAAGACGGUAAACGGUGGUGGUGGAGGAGGUGGAGGAAGAGGUGGUGGUGGUGGUGGAGGGUCAUCGUUAGGCGUGUCAGGUUCAGGAUAUGGUUCGGGGUAUGGUUCAGGGGAAGGUUCGGGAUAUGGUGGGGAUGAUGGAGUGUUUGGACGUGGCGGAGGAGGUGGUGGAGGAGGCGGUAGUGGAGGUGGUGGUGGUGGUGGAGGAAAUUCGGGGAGGGGUAGUGGUUAUGGUUCUGGAUACGGGUCAGGAUAUGGAUCAGGGUAUGGGUCAGGUGAAGGAGUAGGUAAGGGUGGAGGUGGCGGAGGUGGUGGUGGUCGUGGUGGAGGUGGAGGUGGAGGUGGUAAUGGAAAUGAUGGUUCAGGAUAUGGUUCGGGUUAUGGAAGUGGAAGUGGCUCUGGGUAUGGAAGUGGUGGUGGUGGAAGAGGAGGAGGAGGGUAUGGAUCAGGAUAUGGUGGAGGGAAUGGAGGUGAUGAACCUUGA
Messenger RNA from Solanum dulcamara, 561 nucleotides. RefSeq names its product putative glycine-rich cell wall structural protein 1. The coding region runs from base 1 to 561 and encodes 186 amino acids. The transcript has 2 exons. NCBI's taxonomy places the organism in Eukaryota, Viridiplantae, Streptophyta, Magnoliopsida, Solanales, Solanaceae. The record is from RefSeq and is a predicted model, not a curated record.